Messenger RNA from Vitrella brassicaformis, 1092 nucleotides. The record is from the annotation of a GenBank genome assembly. NCBI's taxonomy places the organism in Eukaryota, Vitrellaceae.
GCUUCCCAACUUACAGCAGCAGCCGCUACGAUGAUACAAGCGACGAAAGCCAACGUGCUGACAGGUUUUCACCUGACCAGCCUCUCCGUGCGCCAGAUGGAGCUCGACUACUUCGUCUCGGUCUUCCAGGCGCUCACCGGCAUCUCUUCUCUGCUGGCGGGCUUUGCAUCGGCCGGCAUUCUGCUGGGUGUCCCUGCGCAAAACAACCCGUUCCUCAAACUGGGCUUCGUCACCUCGACGGGCGCCGCGCUUGGCUUCAAUCUGCUGGUGGUGCUGAUCGGCAGCUUGGUGGUCAUGUGGGGACCUGGGCGGGCGUUGCGGGGCGAGGGCGUGGAGUCCGUCUCGUUUGCUGUCGAGUUCAUGGAGGUGACCUCCGAGACGUGCCUCAUCUAUUUCGUGCUGGGCCUGGGAUGCUACUUCGCGUCGAGCGUGUUUGCGGCGUGGAUCUUGUUCAAGGUGCAGAGCUCCAUUUUCAUCUCGGUCUUCUUCCUGGUGGCGGCGUUCGUGCUCAUCCAGCAGGUGGGUCAGCUGUACCUGGAGCUCAAGCCGCCCAUCGUGAUAUCUGGGAGAAUUCGUGGCAAUCCUCUACGCGUCCCAGUUGACAGCACCAGCAGUGGUGGCACAUACGCCACCGGCAGCGAACAGCGGUGACUGAUGGCCUGGGUGACGCCUUUCUGCGGCAAAGAGAGCCUAGAUCUGACUGACUGACGGCGGCACGGCUGGCUGGAGCAGACAAGGCAUAGAUAGGCUUUUUGCGUGCGUUAUUGAUGGCUCGACUGACUGACUGGCUGCGAGUGUUGCAUGUCCCUGUUGUCUGCAUGAUCCUUUUCAUUCGUGCGCACGACCAUCGACGGGCACAUAGGCGCGCGCGCGCCGGGUGCGGUCGAUCGCACCGGCGUCACGUGGUUUUGGUGCUCGUCGCUGAUCGUGUGGCCGGAUGAAGACAGACAGCUAGAGGGACUCGAUCACGGCGACGGGACAGUGACGAUCGAUGACUGUGUGUGCAACAUCGAUAUGUAUGUGUACUGUGAGACACAGAAAGAGUGAAGCAAUCGGUACGUAUGUGUGUGAGUGAGUGAGUGAGUGAGAGAG